Molecule: messenger RNA, 3219 nt
Organism: Temnothorax curvispinosus
Lineage: Eukaryota; Metazoa; Arthropoda; Insecta; Hymenoptera; Formicidae
Exons: 2
Coding region: 1-3219 (1072 amino acids)
Molecular function (GO): nucleic acid binding; zinc ion binding
Source: RefSeq, a predicted model, not a curated record
AUGCAAAAGGAAUCGGGAAACCAAUUGAGACAAACUCUCGACGGUAUUCUUCGUCAUAUUCGGGCAUUAGAGUCGCUCCGAGCAAAUACCUGGGAUACAAUUAUUAAUCACUUAAUGAUCGCGAAGUUUGAUUCCGCCACUCGCCGUGAGUGGAGAUCCCACAUAAAGGAUAAGGAAGAUAUCACGGUUGCCAGCUUGACUGAAUUUCUCGAGGAGAGAUGCUCCAUAAUCGAGCCUGAAACAAGCAGAUCAGUUUUGGGAAAGCCACAGGGAAACAAAUCGAUGUCGCAGCAAAGGAAAGUCGACGGUUCAACCGCAUUUGCGAGCACGAGCAAGGAAAAUCGAUCAAUGCGUAAAUGUACAUUUUGCGACGAGGAAUCACACAUGAUGUACGCGUGCAAUAAGUUCAAGAGCUUAACCGUUCCUCAGAGAAUAUCCGCGGUAAACGAACGAAAACUCUGCCGCAAUUGUUUGCGUCCUAAUCACUUCGCGCAAGAUUGUCAAUCGUCUGCGUGCAAGAAUUGCAAUGCUAAGCAUAACACGUUAUUACAUCCGAGCGGCCAUGCCGAAAAGGUGGCAAAUUCAGAAAUCGCGAAUGCGAGUAGCGUUAGCGUUGGGAACGCAAAGCAACAAGAUUCGAGCGUUAAUUGUAAUAGCGUCAGUUUCCCGGUGCAAUCUAGAGUGCUGUUGUCUACGGCCCGCGUAUGGAUUCACGAUGCUUCUGGUAACGCGCAUGAAUGUCGGAAAACGCAUCUGGGAUGGGUCGUGUCGGGAGACGUUGCGUUAGGCGAUCCACCGAGGUCUUAUAUUUGUUGCUUCUCAUCGGAGGCUACGCUUCAUAAUCAAAUCAAGAAAUUUUGGAAGAUCGAGGAAGUUGAGCAUAAAGCCGUUAUGUCGAGCGAUGACGAGAUUUGCGAGCGUCAUUUCAUGGAGACUCAUUGGCGGGACGAUACCGGACGUUUCACCGUAAGCCUUCCUUUUAAAGGCAAUCCCAGCGAAUUGGGAGAAUCCCGCAGCUAUGCUUUGAAGUUAUUUCACAAGCUGGAACAAAGGUUAGAAAAGAACGCGAAGCUUCGAGAGGACUACGUGAAAUUUAUGAACGAAUGCAUCGAGCUCAAUCACAUGUCCGUCAUCAAUUCUGAGCAAGAGGAGCCUGUUGCGGUGUAUUAUAUUCCGCAUCAUCCGGUCGUUAAUCACGAAGGGGGUAAGCUACGUGUGGUAUUCAAUGCUUCGGCGAAGACUUCCUCAGGGAAAUCGUUGAACGACAUACUUCGAGUGGGUCCUAACAUCCAGCAAACUUUAUUCGCAAUCGUAUUGCGUUUUCGACAGCAUCUGUACGUCAUAACGGCGGAUAUUGUAAAAAUGUAUCGCCAAGUAAAUCUCCAGGAGGAUCAAAGGCAUCUUCAACGCAUCCUAUGGAGACCUAGCAUCGACGGGCCCAUUCUGGAUCAUCUACUUCUCACGAUAAUUUAUGGCAACGCAGCGUCGGCGUUUCAGGCCAUACGGUCGUUACAUCAAGCCGCCCACAACGCACGCAAAUCUUAUCCAGCUGCGAGCCAAAUCAUCAUUCGAGACUUCUACGUUGACGAUCUGUUGACCGGUUGCAAUGAUCUCGAUGAGCUGCGAGCGCUCAAGGAUGAACUCAUAUUGGUAUUGAGAGCAGCAUGUUUCGAGUUAUUCAAGUGGAAAUCUAACGAGCCAACUUUAGUUGAAGAAGGCGCCAAAGAUUUUACCAUAAUUGCAGAGGAAGGCCAUCAAGCCAAAACCCUUGGCCUUGGUUGGACACCAAGUAAAGACACGUUCCAAUAUCGUGUUACCGCACACAAUACGAAUUCUCGCGUGACGAAACGCAUAGUGCUGUCGACCGUAUCUCAAAUAUUCGAUCCCCUGGGACUUGUCGGUCCAGCUAUCAUCAAGGCUAAAAUUCUACUACAAAAAUUGUGGCAACUCAACCUGGAGUGGGAUGAAUCGUUGCCAAUCAACCUGCACACCGAAUGGACCGCGUACGUCCAGGAGUUAAGCUCCAUCAAUGACAUUUCCAUACCUCGAGUGAUCGUCUGCAAGGAUCCGGUUCGCAUAGAGCUCCACGGUUUCUCGGAUGCUUCGGAAAGCGCGUAUGGAGCGUGUAUAUAUCUACGCUCAGUUGAUGCCACGGGAAAUGUUACUAUUCGAUUAGUGUGUGCAAAGUUCAAAGUCGCCCCACUAAAGACGCUGUGUGUUGCGCGUCUCGAGUUAUUAGCAGCACUCUUACUCUCGAAAUUAGCGGAUUCAACGACUCAAGCACUUACGAUACCGCUUCCUGAUCGAUUUUAUUGGUGUGAUUCGGAAAUAGUUUUAGCCUGGAUUCAUGGCGAGCCUCACAUCAGGAAGGCUUUUGUGGCGAAUCGACUAACCGAGAUUCACCAAUUAACUUCGCAAGAGCAAUGGAGACACGUCAGAUCUGAGAACAACGCCGCAGAUGUGAUCUCGCGCGGAAUCAGACCUAGUCAGUUGAAGAACUUACGCCUUUGGUGGCACGGAUCCCAAUGGCUACAGCAUCCCGAGGAUUACAUUAACCUGCCUACUCCAAAACCUAAUGGCGAGGUUCCCGAAACCAAGAAAUCUACCGUUUUGGCCACUCAAGUCAUCGAAACGAAUGACAUCCUCAAGAAGUUUUCAUCUUUGUCGAAGCUUAAAAGAGUCAUCGCCUAUUGUUUGCGAUGGAAGGAACGUCCAGAACCUUCGCAGACUCAGCAGAUGUGGCCACUUACGGUGCGUGAGCUUGACCGAGCGAUGGCAGCCAUUCUCCGCAUGGUACAAGCGGAGCGUUUUGGUCGAAAAGUUCUCGAUCUCCAAGCUGAGCAGAGAGUCAGGCACGAUAGUGCUCUCAUUACGCUGCACCCAUUCUUGGAUAGCGACAACCUUAUUCGAGUUGGUGGACGCCUGCGUAACGCCCCGGUAUCCUAUUCACGUCGAUACCCCGUCGUUUUACCGUCCAAUCAUCCCGUUACUACUCUUAUCAUUCGCAAUGCGCAUUAUAAGUUGUUGCAUGCCGGUGCACAAGCGUUGUUGUCGAAUUUACAGGAGUCCUUUUGGAUCCUAUCCGCCAAGUCUGCAGUUCGUAAAGUUCUCCAUAAAUGCAUCGUUUGCUUUCGAUCCCGACCUGUAUCUGCUCAGCAUGUCAUGGGGGAUUUGCCAGAGAGUGACUCCCAAGCGUGCGUUCUUCAACGUCGGGAUUGA